CGGCGGCGACAUGGCCUCGGAGCGGGACGUGCGCGCCCGGCUGCAGCGCGCCGGCCAGGAGCACCUCCUGCGCUUCUGGGCCGAGCUGGCGCCGGGACAGCGCUCCGCGCUGCUGGCCGAGCUGGCGCCGCUGGAGCCGGAGGCGCUGCGCGAGCACUGCCGGAGGGCGGCGGCGGCCUGCGCGCGCCCCCACGGCCCGCCGCCCGGUCUGGCCGCGCGCCUGCGACCCCUGCCCCGGGAGCGCGUGGGCAGCGGGAGCCGCUGCGACCCCGAGACGCGGCGGCGCUGGGAGGAGGAAGGUUUCCGCCAGAUUGCCCUGAACAAGGUGGCCGUCCUGCUGCUGGCCGGCGGGCAAGGCACUCGCCUGGGCGUGACCUACCCCAAGGGCAUGUAUCGUGUGGGGCUGCCCAGCCAGAAGACCCUGUACCAGCUGCAGGCGGAACGGAUUCGGCGGGUGGAGCAACUGGCCAGCGAGCGCCACGGGACCAGCUGCACCGUGCCCUGGUACAUCAUGACCAGCGAGUUCACCCUGGGGCCCACAGCCGCCUUCUUCAAGGAGCACAACUUCUUCCACCUGGACCCCGCCAACGUGGUCAUGUUUGAGCAGCGCAUGCUGCCUGCGGUGACCUUCGAUGGCAGGGCCAUCCUGGAGAGGAAAGACAAAGUUGCCAUGGCCCCAGAUGGCAACGGGGGCCUGUACUGCGCACUGGCGGACCACCAGAUCCUGGAGGACAUGGAGCACCGUGGAGUGGAAUUUGUGCACGUGUAUUGCGUGGAUAAUAUCUUGGUGCGGCUGGCUGACCCCGUCUUCAUAGGCUUCUGUGUGCUGCAGGGUGCUGACUGUGGCGCCAAGGUGGUAGAAAAGGCAUACCCGGAGGAGCCCGUGGGCGUGGUGUGCCAGGUGGACGGCGUGCCCCAGGUGGUGGAGUACAGCGAGAUAAGCCCUGAGACGGCAGGGCUGCGCGCCCCCGACGGGGGCCUUCUCUACUGCACUGCCAACAUCUGCAACCACUUCUUCACCAGAGGCUUCCUCCAGAGGGUCACCAGGGAGUUUGAGCCCUUGCUGGAGCUACAUGUGGCUGUGAAGAAGGUCCCGUACGUGGAUGAGGAGGGAAACCUGGUAAAGCCGCUAAAGCCGAAUGGGAUUAAGAUGGAGAAGUUCGUGUUUGACGCGCUCCGGUUUGCUGAGAACUUUGUUGCUUUUGAAGUGCUACGGGAGGAGGAGUUUUCCCCGCUGAAGAACGCCGAUUCGGCUGACAGGGACAACCCCUCCACCGCGCGGCGGGCGCUGCUGGCUCAGCACUACCAGUGGGCUCUGCAGGCUGGGGCCCGCUUCCUGGGUGCACGUGGGACCCAGCUGCCCGAGCUGCCCUGCUUGCCCCAAAAUGGAGAUCCUCCGGCCAUCUGUGAGAUAUCACCCUUGGUAUCUUACUCUGGAGAGGGCUUGGAAGUGCACCUGCAAGGCCAGGUGUUCCCAUCCCCGCUUAUCCUGGAUGAGGACCAGGCCAGGGUGCUGCGGCCACAGGAGUCCUGACUCGCUCCCAGACCUGCCACCCUAGGGUCCUCUGCUUAGGAAAGCAGGGUGCUGUGCAUUCCCAGCCUGUGGAACGGAGGGAAAUGCUCAGGUUUACUCCACGAGGGCAGGACCUCUCCUGUCACCCAUGGACACAAGAGACCGUUGGCCUGCUGCAGGAUCCAGCUGGGAAGCAGAGGGACUUGGGAACUCGGAGAAUGAGGCUGAGAGGAGGCUUUAGGGUGGGGCCUGAGGGACUUGGGGCAUCGUCUGGGGAGAGCAGCAGAGGGGACUUCCCUGUGGAAGCCAGCGCUGGCCAACAGAUGUCCACUGUAUUCUCAGCCGAGGAUGAGCAGGCGCCACUGCCACAGCCAGGACGCCGUUCUGCAGACCACAGAGGAAACAGAAUGAGGUGAACAGGUCUCAUUCCUUCACAGGGGUCAUGUUCAAAGGUCCUGGUUGGCAGCCGAACCAGUAACUGGGGGGUCACAGCUAAUCCCUCCACCCAUCCUGCAUGCCCAGCUAAGGCCAACAGUAGGGACCCACAGUCCACGAUAAAGGCUGGCUCCGUGAGCAGCUGGGCGCACGCCUGAGACGCCUGCCGCCUUCUGUCUCUCCCCAAGGCCUCGGCCUCUCAGCCACAUCUGUGGUGGGUUUCUAUUGCUGAGUUGUAUGCGCUUCCCCCAAGAACCAGGGGACCUGUACCAGUGGCUCCUGUGGUGGCUGAUGAUUGAUCUGGGAGGCAGCUGGUUCAGGAGCUCCAGCCCCACCCUGGCCCACCUGGAGCUUGUCACAGAUCUUGGUGCUCAGGCUCCUCCCAUGCUCUUGGGAUGGGGCCUUCAUAUCUGGUGCCCUGGUCCCUCCUGCACUCCCGUGAAGCUGGGGUGGACCAGCCAGUCCCCGGUCGCUUCCCCUGCGUUGCUGCUCUACAGCACAGAGCUUCUGUUGAUUGGCACCUGCGUUCCCACCUGCUGAAGUGAAGAGCAGCAUUGAAGUGCAGUCUGCUGCCAAAUCGUUGUGUCCCCUCUGCCACAGCCCCCAGCCCUGGACUGGAGGGGCUCCACUCAUCCCCAUAUGCUUCCUCAGGGGAGGGGUGUUAUCUGCAAGGCUGGGUUCGGAUGCACCCGAUUGUACAGUGGCACACAGUGACUUGGCAGAACGGCGUUCAGGCCCACACUUGCCUCCAUUGGGAAUGAAGCCAGAGGACGACUUCUGCUUCCACCCAGGCUCUGCCAGUCUGCUCGCUGCAAACCUCAUGCCUUAGGGCCCUUCUCUGAGCUGCUCCACAGGCAAGCAGAGGACCCAGCCGGGGUCCUGCCCACAGCCACUCCUCAGGCCAUAAGUGGAACAGUUAGUGACCUGUUUGCCACACAGUGCCAUUAGUUGGGUAAAUUCUUGAAACAGCUCACUUUUUAAAAAAGUUAUUAAUUAUAUUUCACAGAGAGUCGCAGAGAAAGCCUUGAGUUCCUGUAAACAUUUCACCCAGAUUCCCCCUGUGGUUGCAUCUCACAUGAUGACAGGCCGAUAUCAAACUCCAGAAUGUGACACUGGUCCUAUGUGAAGUCACCACAUGUAGUGAUUAGUGCACCCCCCUCGGCAAUCGAGAUGCACCCCUGUGCCAACACCACAAAGAUCACACGACCCACCAGCCCUAACCCAGGGGUCCACCAGUGGGACAACUGAGUUUUAAAAGACUGUUGA
Messenger RNA from Cynocephalus volans (Philippine flying lemur), 3214 nucleotides. It is a transcript of the gene UAP1L1, whose product is annotated as UDP-N-acetylglucosamine pyrophosphorylase 1 like 1. Gene Ontology annotation, molecular function: UDP-N-acetylglucosamine diphosphorylase activity. The record is from RefSeq and is a predicted model, not a curated record. The transcript has 9 exons. NCBI's taxonomy places the organism in Eukaryota, Metazoa, Chordata, Mammalia, Dermoptera, Cynocephalidae. The coding region runs from base 11 to 1534 and encodes 507 amino acids. Gene Ontology annotation, biological process: UDP-N-acetylglucosamine biosynthetic process.